Molecule: messenger RNA, 1760 nt
Organism: Argiope bruennichi
Lineage: Eukaryota; Metazoa; Arthropoda; Arachnida; Araneae; Araneidae
Product: branched-chain-amino-acid aminotransferase, cytosolic-like
Exons: 1
Coding region: 152-1351 (399 amino acids)
Biological process (GO): L-leucine biosynthetic process; L-valine biosynthetic process
Cellular component (GO): mitochondrion
Molecular function (GO): branched-chain-amino-acid:2-oxoglutarate transaminase activity
Source: RefSeq, a predicted model, not a curated record
ACAUCAGUCGAUCAGCGUGAUUACGUCACAGCAGAUGAAGUUUUUGGUUGCUGUUUCGAAACUGACAGAACUAAGCGAGGCGCCUUAGAGCAAGCACACUGUGUAAGAUUUCUUCUUUUUGCUCAUUUGGAAUCCAUUUAUUCCGUUCAAAAUGGAAUUCAUCAUGAAAGCUUCGGUUUUUUCCUCUAAAGAAUUGUUUAGUAAUCACUUAUUUCUGCGUCGUUUACUGAAAAAUACUGGAAGGAUGAUUUCUGUCAAAUCUUUCAAAUUUGAAGAUCUCACACUUAAUCAGUCUGUGAACCUUCAACCCUUACCUGAUCCUGCCACACUAUUUUUUGGUCAAGUAUUCAGUGACCACAUGCUAAAAAUUGAAUGGACUGAAUCUAAUGGUUGGGGGCAACCACAAAUUACACCACUCCAUUACUUGCCGAUGCAUCCUGGAUCCAAAGUUCUACAUUAUGCCCAAGCAGUUUUUGAAGGUAUGAAAGCUUUCAAGCGGCUUGAUUCUAAAGUGGCCCUCUUUCGUCCAGAACUCAACAUGAAACGUCUACUGGCUUCCGCUGAAAGAGCCUCGCUUCCUUCAUUUGACUGUGAAGAACUUCUGAAGUGCAUCAAAAAACUGAUUUCAGUGGAUCUCAGGUGCGUACCAGCCGAUGGUAAAAGCUCUCUGUACAUAAGACCCACCUAUAUAGGGUCGGAAAACUCACUAGGGGUAAGUCCGUCUAAAUCGGCAUUGUUAUAUGUAGUGACGUGUCCGAGUGGACCCUAUUUCAAAACUGGUCUAACCCAACCAGUAUCUCUUCUUGCUGAUCCGAAUUAUGUCCGAGCCUGCCCUGGAGGAGCUGGGGCUUAUAAACUUGCUGCGAACUAUGCCCCUUCUUUGUAUGUCCAGAAAUUAGCUCAGGAACAAGGUUUGGAUCAAGUGUUAUGGUUGUAUGGAAAGGAUCAUCAGGUAUGCGAAGCAGGUGCUAUGAAUGUUUUCUUUCUUUUGAAAAAAGAAAGUGGACAGCUGGAACUUGUAACACCACCAUUAGAUGGAACCAUACUCCCGGGAGUCACAAGACAAAGUGUUCUAGAUUUGGCGCGAAAUUGGAAGGAAUUUGAUGUUUCUGAAAGGAAUAUUGUGAUGCAAGAGCUCAUCAAUCUCAAUAAAGAAAAGCGACUACUGGAAAUGUUUAUUUGUGGUACUGCUUGUACACUAUGCCCGGUAAAUUUGAUUCGUUUCAGGGGAAAUGAUAUUAAAAUCCCGACUAUGGGAAGUGGAAAUGCAAUGUACUUACGGUUUUUGAAAGCCAUAACAGAUAUUCAGUAUGGUCGAGUGGAAUCAAACUGGUCUGUUCCGAUUAACUAAAAGUUGAAAAUAAAGCAAAUGGAAUAUUAAAUCCUUCAGUGUGUAUAUUCAAGCAAGUAUCAAAUAUAUCGGCCUUAUCAUUAAUGAUUUACAUUUGUUUCAAAUGAAAUGCUAUAAUAUUAUGAAAAUAGAGAUCUAUCUUGAUAUUUCAAAAAAAUACGAAGUUUCAGUGUCACAAAAAGGUAAGUUGAGUACCAGGAAAUUUAGCCGCUCCUUUAGGGAAAAAAAUUAGUUCUUCAUUAUUUCAUGAAUCUUAUAUAUGGUAUAAAGGUUGAAAUAUAUUUGUAUUUCAUUAUAGAUCAAAAAUUGUAGUUCUUUCACUUUUAAGAAUUUUUUUUACCAAUAUUCUCUUCUCUACGAUCUGUAUUUUAUCAGAUGUAAACUAAUCGAGUUUUUUUAUUCAUCGUUU